AUGUCGAACGAUGAGGAAAUGACCGAUGCUGCCGCCGGCGCGGAUCUCAACGGCGAGCAAGAGUUUGUCCAUGAGAAGCAGCGAUUGAAAUUGGUAUGCGCGGCUUCUGCCAGAUUUCAUGCAUGUCAAGUGACCGUCUGCUGACUCCUCACGAAGCUGCCCGGAAGUACGAACACUGCGGCAUCCUUUGCGCUUGAGAAGGAAGAUCACACUCUUGGGAAUGCGCUCCGAUACAUGAUCACGAAGAAGUCGGUCCAUCGGAGCCCGUAGACCUGGGAAGGGUAAAAUGCUAACUUUUCCAUCCAUGCGGCAGUCCCGACGUCGAGUUCUGUGGCUAUUCCAUCCCGCAUCCAUCCGAGCCUUUCAUGAAUUUGCGGAUACAGACCUGGGGUGAGUUUCCCCGUACGAAACUAUGGCGCUGCUGAGGAUGAUGACUGAGACGCUAACGGAGGCCUACAGACGACGUGAACGUCUUCGACGUCCUCAGGAAAGCACUCGACGAUCUCACGGAUCUCUGCGAGGCUGUUGAGGAGAAGUUUGUCGCGGCGCGGGAUCAGUUCAAUGAAGAGAACCCGGACCGAGUUUCCCAGCGAUGA
This is a messenger RNA of Lecanosticta acicola, 596 nucleotides long. NCBI's taxonomy places the organism in Eukaryota, Fungi, Ascomycota, Dothideomycetes, Mycosphaerellales, Mycosphaerellaceae. The record is from the annotation of a GenBank genome assembly.